Messenger RNA from Porites evermanni, 939 nucleotides. Lineage: Eukaryota; Metazoa; Cnidaria; Anthozoa; Scleractinia; Poritidae. The record is from the annotation of a GenBank genome assembly.
AUGACAGAAGGAAAUCUCGCUGAAGACGAAAUCCAGAAAACGAUAAAAGAAUUGUUUUGCUCGAAAAAAUUCACUGGCGAAGUUCACAACGUGCUGAGCUUGUUGUCCGUGCUAAAUAUUGUUCUCUCCAUUACAGCAUUUCUGGGCAACACUCUGAUCCUAGUUGCUCUGCACAAGGAGACUUCACUUCAUCCGCCGUCCAAACUUCUGUAUCGAAACCUAGCGAUUUCUGAUCUCUGUGUUGGCGUCAUUCUGGAACCUACAGCUAUUACUUAUUUGCUGUCUGUGAUCAAUGAAAAAUGGGCGAUUUGUUAUUAUGCAAGUGUGAUAAAUCAUGUCGCAGCCAACUUGCUAUGUGCACUAUCUCUGUACACAGUUACUGCAAUAAGCGUGGACAGACUUCUCGCCUUGUUGCUGGGGCUCAGAUACAGACAAGUUAUAACUUUGAAAAGAACUUGUUUAAGUGUGAUAGUUAUUUGGAUUGUGUGUAUUUUCGGCACAUCAUCUUACUAUUGGAAUCAUUCUUUUACGGCAUGGUGGGUACUUAUUGGCACCGGCCUGUGUCAAUUCACCUCAAUUUUUUCGUACACAAAAAUAUUUUGCACUCUGCGCCACAAUCAAAUUCAUAUUCAGCACCACGGUUCUCUUAGGCAACCCAGCCAAGCAACUCCACUAAAUAUUCCUCGAUACAGAAAAGCGGUGACAAGUGCUCUGUGGGUGCAAGUGACAAUGACAUUUUGUUACCUGCCGUAUGGAAUAGUGGAAAUUUUGAGACCUCAAAUAGGGUUAUCAUCUUCGCUUUAUCUUUCCAUACAAUUUACAGCAAAUUUAGUCCUCUUAAACUCCUCAUUAAACCCGUUGCUUUAUUGCUGGAAGAUCAGAGAAGUUAGGCAAGCUGUAAAGGAUACAAUAAGGCAAAUUUUCUGGGCACAAAAUUAA